Messenger RNA from Acaulospora morrowiae, 502 nucleotides. Lineage: Eukaryota; Fungi; Glomeromycota; Glomeromycetes; Diversisporales; Acaulosporaceae. The record is from the annotation of a GenBank genome assembly.
AAAUUGUUCAACGUAUGGGUGGAUAAUCUGGAGAGGUUGCAUUUGCAUCGGAGAAACAUGAUGGGUGGAUUGGGACACUUGAGAAGACGCCAGUCUGUUUGGCUCAAACAGCAUUGGAAGCAGGCUAAUAAAGACGACGAUUCAAAAUUGAUAUUCGACGAACUCGUCAGACUGUGUCGCCAUCUGAACAUUAAUAUGUCAAAGGCGUCAUUGAAAACGAGAUUUGACGAAGCGGAUGAACAGAAACUUGGUUGCCUCGAUUUUGGAGACUUUCAGCGAUUUGUGAAGCUAAUUAAAAAACGGGUUGAGUUGGAAGAACUGUUCGAUUCCCUGUCGAAAUCGCGUGGAGAUGUUAUGACACAACAAGAAUUCAAAACCUUUCUUGCCAAUGUUCAAAAGUUUAAUUUGAAAGAAGAAGAAUACGAUAACUUAUAUUACAAAUUUUGCGAUAAAGAUCGAAUGGAAAUGAACUCGGAAGGGUUCAACAGUUUCCUAAUGUCCA